AUGGAAAGAGAAUUAAUCCUCAAAUAUAACAUGAAAUUGAAUGGAGAAUCGCCAUUGAAACCACGCGAACUUAGCUGUAGGAGAAUUAACAAUUCAUUUUUGUUUACACUUGAUGAUGGUUCUGCGUUUUUUAUUUCAUUAGGCAUGAAAACAGAUUUGAGAAACACAACCAAAGAUAGAAUUAUGGUUAGACCGAGAAACAUGGUUAUUAAUAAGCUGCUUUCUUUAAUAGACCAGGAAAGUAUGCAGUACCAGCUCAUUAUUUCGGCGAGUCCCGGGGUACCUGUUAUGCAUUUGAUAAACGCGAUCUUCAUGGUUUUGAGAGAGCUCAAAGUGGAACUUUUUUGUUCCUUCCAAGGUUUUAUGUUUAAUGUAAUAGAGGAUGAAAAAGAAAGUAGAAUUGCAAUGGAUUGCGAUGCUGUAUCUGACAAGGAGAUGUUGGUCGUUAAGAGUGGGGAAGAAGAAAUUUUUUUGUUAGAAAGUAAAGGUGAGAUUAAGAUAGCGGAUUUUCUGGAUAUUAUUAAAAAAGUUUAGCAG
Vavraia culicis subsp. floridensis is the source of this 537-nucleotide messenger RNA. RefSeq lists its product as uncharacterized. The record is from RefSeq and is a predicted model, not a curated record. Lineage: Eukaryota; Fungi; Microsporidia; Pleistophoridae. Bases 1 to 534 code for a protein of 177 amino acids. The transcript has a single exon.